CCGAUGGUGCCGCCGCCUCCUCCGAGCCGGAGAGGAGCGGCCAGCGCGCAGCUGGGCAGGAGCCUGGGGCCCUUGCUGUUGCUCCUGGCGCUGGGACACACGUGGAGCUACCGAGAGGAGCCCGGGGACGGCGACAGAGAAAUUUGCUCCGAAAACAAAAUAGCGACGACCAAAUACCCGUGUCUGAAGCCUUCGGGCGAGCUCACCACGUGUUUCAGGAAAAAGUGCUGCAAAGGGUAUAAGUUUGUCCUUGGACAAUGCAUCCCAGAAGACUAUGACGUUUGUGCAGAGGCUCCCUGUGAACAGCAGUGCACAGAUAAUUUCGGCCGAGUGCUGUGCACUUGUUACCCAGGGUACCGAUAUGACCGAGAGAGACACCGGAAGCGGGAGAAGCCGUACUGCCUCGAUAUCGAUGAGUGUGCCACCAGCAAUGAGACACUCUGUGCCCAUAUCUGCAUCAACACCCCAGGCAGCUACCGCUGUGAGUGCAAGGAGGGCUACAUCCAAGAGGACGACGGGAGGACAUGCACCCAUGGGGACAAAUAUCCCAAUGACACUGGGCCGGAAGAGAAGACCGACAACACCGGGCAGGCCCGCACCUGCUGCGCCUCGUGCAAAGAGUUCCACCAGAUGAAGCAGACAGUGCUGCAGCUGAAGCAGAAGAGAGGAUGA
Messenger RNA from Orycteropus afer afer, 672 nucleotides. RefSeq names its product collagen and calcium binding EGF domains 1 (gene CCBE1). Gene Ontology annotation, molecular function: calcium ion binding. The record is from RefSeq and is a predicted model, not a curated record. Lineage: Eukaryota; Metazoa; Chordata; Mammalia; Tubulidentata; Orycteropodidae.